Messenger RNA from Hemibagrus wyckioides, 5578 nucleotides. It is a transcript of the gene dclk1b, whose product is annotated as doublecortin-like kinase 1b. The transcript is spliced from 16 exons. Gene Ontology annotation, biological process: protein phosphorylation; intracellular signal transduction. The record is from RefSeq and is a predicted model, not a curated record. NCBI's taxonomy places the organism in Eukaryota, Metazoa, Chordata, Actinopteri, Siluriformes, Bagridae. Gene Ontology annotation, molecular function: ATP binding; protein kinase activity. The coding region runs from base 222 to 2459 and encodes 745 amino acids.
UCUCUCAUCUCUCUCCUCCUCCUCCUCCUCGUCUGUGUGCGUGAGGGAAAAGCUGAAGCUCGGGGCACAAAGAGAGCGCGUGGCCCUGCGCCCCACCGCCCCACCGCACGCGACUGAAUGGCAUUUUAACACACACACACACACUACACACCUACACACACCUCGCCAACCCACGGACAGGAUACACGCGCACACAUCCGGGCAAAAACGGUGGCACCAAAAUGGAGUUGGAGCACUUUGACGGGCGUGACAGAGGUCAGAGGUCAAGGCGAGGGCUGCCCCCGAGCCCGGCGCACAGUGCCCACUGCAGCCUGGGCCGUGCUCGCACGCUCCAAGCUCUCAGCUCUGAGAAGAAAGCCAAGAAAGUGCGUUUUUACCGCAACGGUGACCGUCACUUUAAAGGCAUCGUGUACGCCAUCUCUCGGGACCGUUUCAGGUCAUUCGACGCACUGUUGGCUGACCUCACGCGCUGUCUGUGUGACAGCCUCAACCUUCCACAUGGCGUCCGCUCUUUAUACACCAUCGACGGGUCUGGCAAGAUCACCAGCCUGGAGCAGCUGGAGGAAGGUGAGAGCUACGUCUGUGUAUCAAUAGAACCUUUUAAAAGGCUUGACUACACCAAGAAUGUCAAUCCCAACUGGUCGGUCAAUGUGAAGACCGUGGCAGCUUCUCGGAUGCCCACCUCUCUGGCCAGUGCCAAAUCCAACUCACUGGACACCAAGGAAAGCAAAGACUUUAUCCGACCUAAGCUGGUGACCAUCAUCAGAAGCGGUGUGAAGCCCCGUAAAGCCAUCCGUAUUCUUCUCAACAAGAAGACGGCACAUACUUUCGAGCAAGUUCUCAGCGACGUCACGGACGCCAUCAAGCUCGACACGGGAGCCGUCAAGAGACUUUACACGGUGGACGGCAAACUGGUGACAUGUCUGCAGGACUUCUUCGGUGAGGAUGACAUAUUCAUCGCAUGUGGUCCUGAAAAGUUCCGCUACCAGGAUGACUUCCUGCUGGACGAGAGUGAGUGCAGGAUGACGAAAUCGCAGUCUUACGGUCGGCUCUCGUCUCUGCAGGGUCGCUGCUCUCCUCGCAGUGGAGGUGGCUCAUACAGGAGCAAGUCUCCGGUCUCCAACAGCUCAGCUAAUGGAACAGCAGGGAGUCAGCUGUCUACGCCUCGCUCAGGCAAGUCCCCGAGUCCAUCUCCCAGUCCAGCCAGUCUCAGGAGACGGCGGAGCUCCCAGCACAGCGGCUCGUCUCUCUCUCUGGCUUCUACUAAAGUGUGCAGUUCCAUGGAUGAAGGUGACGGUCCUGCAAGCGAAGCUGAGGUGGUGGAGGAAGGCCCUCAGGUUCCUGCCUCUAUAGCUGAGAGGUACAGGGUGGGCAGGAUGAUCGGAGACGGCAACUUCGCCGUGGUGAGAGAGUGCGUGGAGAGAUCCACGGGCCGAGAGUACGCACUCAAAAUCAUCAACAAGGGCAAAUGCAGAGGCAAGGAACACAUGAUCCAGAACGAGGUGUCCAUUCUGAGGAGGGUGAAACACCCCAAUAUAGUCCUUCUGAUCGAGGAGAUGGACACCUACAGUGAGCUCUACCUGGUCAUGGAGCUGGUCAAGGGUGGUGACCUUUUUGAUGCGAUCACAUCCACAAAUAAGUACACGGAGAGGGACGCUAGCGGGAUGCUCUACAACCUGGCCAGCGCUAUCAAGUACCUUCACAGCCUGAACGUCGUGCACAGAGACAUCAAACCUGAGAACCUGCUGGUCUAUGAGCACCAGGAUGGCAGUAAGUCUCUGAAGCUGGGUGAUUUUGGCUUGGCCACGGUGGUAGAUGGUCCUCUGUACACCGUGUGUGGCACCCCGACAUACGUAGCUCCAGAAAUCAUCGCAGAGACCGGCUACGGCCUAAAGGUGGACAUCUGGGCUGCCGGUGUCAUUACAUACAUCCUGCUCUGCGGCUUUCCUCCUUUCCGUGGGAGCACUGAAGAUCAGGAGGCUAUGUUUGAUCAGAUCCUCACAGGACAGCUGGAUUUCCCUCUGCCAUACUGGGACAACGUGUCCGACUCUGCGAAGGAGCUCAUCACGUGUAUGCUGCAGGUGGAGGUCGAGCAGAGAUACACGGCUCUGCAGGUGUUAGAUCAUCCGUGGGUCAACGACGAUGGUUUGUCUGAGAACGAGCAUCAGUUGUCAGUGGCUGGAAAAAUCAAGAAGCACUUUAACACAGGGUCCAAGUCCAGCAGCACAACGCCUGGCGUCUCUGUUAUAACAACCACCGCUCUUGAUAAGGAGAGGCAGAUUUUCAGACGAAGACGCCACCAGGAUGUGAAGUCCACCACCACUCGCGCUCCACACAGCAGCUUCCUGUCGAAGCCUCUAGCCGGCCCCAGCCUCUCCCCUGCAGAGUUUACCUCCGAGUCUGAGGACUUCUCGCCCAGCUCCGCCGAGACUGUGCGCUCCCCAACCUCACCAUUCUAACCUAAAAUCUCUCUCCUAGACACACACACACACACACACACACACCCUGAACAGGGCCUGAGCAGCAACCUAACAUGUGACAGGAAAUAAAGAAAAGCUCUCAUUUGCAUGUUUUGAGCUGGAACACUUCCUGCAAAAUCUUGUAUUCAUAAUGCAUUUGAAACUGAUGAAAAUAAUCUUUAACUCUAUGUAGCAUACAUAAUACUUAAAAACCUACACAAUACACGCUCAUAACACAUUAUUAAGCAAGACAUGACUUUUUUUAAUAAUGUGAAGGUAAAAAAACCCAAUAAUAUAGUUUAAAUAAAGUAGUAUUUUUGUUUAUAAAACGAUGAUACAUUCUAAUUUCUCUUCUAGAAAAUUAAAUAGAUCUUUUCUGACCUAAAGAUUUUAUUAGUUAUAUACACAGUAUACAUCUUGAAUUGAAAUGAAAACCAGGUAUGCUUCUUAAAAAGACUAUAAAGAAGAAUAUUAAAUAAUAUUUAUAUCCUGUUCAGAAAUGUGUAAAAUGAUUGUGAAAUAUAUAAAUUUCCAAAUCAUAUGCUAUUCGGGCUAAAAAUGAGAAUGAAUAGAAAUAAGAAACAGAAAUAAUAUAAGAAAUGGAAUAUUGAUGUGGAAUUCUAUUAUAUUAUAUAUUACCAGCACAGAAUAUAAUAAACAGUACAGAUGAGCAUUAAAGCAUAUUAACUGGAAGGUUAUAAUGAUUCAUGACAUGCUUUCUAAAAGUUCUUAACAUUACAUUAAAGGUAUUAUGCAUGCUACAUGAGCAUUUUGUAAUGCAUUAAGAAUACAGGAUGAAUUAAAAGGUGUUUGAAAUCUGUUUUAAACUUAAUAUAGUUAUUAGUGUAGAUGUAAAGAGUUAUAAAAAAAAAAAAAGAGAAAGAUCAGAUUCAUUCACUCCGUGCAAUCUGUACAAGAUUUAAAGUAUUUAAAAGAAGCACAAUGGCUCCAUUAGCUCCUGAAGAAAUAACGGCGUGAUCGCUUUCUCAGAUUUAGACUUCUCUUAUUUUGCUGGAAACAAAAGCACUUGGUUUGGUGUGAUAGUGAAGCACAUGCAGCACAAUGGAACAGUUUUUGGCCUCGUCCCAUUUCCCAAAGCUGUCCAUAUGAAUAUACAGUAUAGAUAUAUAUUAAAAAUAAUAAAUUCGAAAGAAAAAAAGGAGGGCAAAUAUAUGGAGCAAACAGCCAGGUGACGAAUUCAAUCUAAAGUUCAGACAGGAUUCAGAAACCUUCUAGACCUUAAAAGAAAAUAAAAUCAGAAAUCUUCCGGGAAACCAAGUAAACUCUUCAUUUCUUUAAAAAAAAUAUUUAUGUUUCACCAUUUCACUCUUUUACACACUCUUUUAUAAUCCUCUCAUUUCAAGUUCUUGAAAUAUUUAACCAACAUUUUUGAUCAGAAUCUGUAGUAGGUUACAUUACAGCUUUAUACACUACACCAUACUUAGUAGAUAAGAUGGUUCUGACCUUUAUUUAUUUAUUUAUUUAUUUAUUUAUUUAUUUCUAAUUGACGGGUGCUAUUUUAAAUAGACUAGAAACGUUUACAAAAUGGCUGAUCCUCAAAUCAAUCCUUCGUCGAUCAUCUCAAGCGUGCGCUUUUCAGCGCGGUCGGAAACACAAUUUACAUUGAAAAUGAAUAAAUCCGGUGAUUUACACCUCAUCAGAUAAAUCUCAGACUUUUACAGCGAACAAACAAAAAAAAAAAGUCACUAUAGACGGAAUAUAGCGCUAUAGAGAAGAUAGUUACGAGUUUCUUUUUUUUGGGGGGGCGGGGUUUGCAUGCACAGAACCGAUAUUUUAAUAUUUAUCUACAACGAAAAGUUCCAUGAAGAGUUAUGACUUGAAAAAGAACGAAGGCCUGAACGCUAUAUAGGAGAUGCAGUUAUUAAAGCAAAGGCAUGUUUUAAUAUGAAGUAAUAUCCCGUUCAAAAGGAGGUGUAAAAUUCACACUGAUUAUUUUUCACUCUAAAUAUCGUCUACACUGUUUCAGCAUUUUGUCCGAAAGGUGCGCAAACUUUUGCACACAGUUCUUCACAUACUCAGAUGUUCAUGGUAGAUAUUGUUGAUUCAUUUGAAGUCAGAUGUAUACUUUUUAUCCGUUUGUUGUUAUAUCAAACAUCGUGGAACGUCCAGGAGACAGGUUACUUCCUGUUCCUGUAACAUAAUGCUUAAAAAAAAAAAAAAAAAAAAAAAAAAGCUGUCAAAAGCUGCUGUUGAAGAAAAUUCUAGAAAAAACAAAAAAUAAAAUAAAUAAUCACCAAAUCAAAAAUUCUGCAGCACUGUGCAUUAAGUUGUGAAUGUAAUAGAUUUUAUUUAUUUAUUUAAUUGAUUCAUUUAAUUAAUUAAUGUAGUAAUUUACUCAUUAUUUAAUUAAUUUAAUUUAUUUAUUCAUUUAUUUAUUGACAUGUUCCAUAUGAAUGUAUCUUUCGUCAGCCGAAACAAAACAAAUUGGCAGAAUAAAAUCUGGAGGUUCGCUAAAGCACAGAAAUGAUCACAGACGUCUUAAUUGCCUUAGUUAAAAUGUUAAACUGUUUCUGAAUGUGAAACUUUUGUAAACAACGAGUUUAGCUGCAUCAAAAUUCCUGUUUGUGUCUUAAAUAAUGGCCUUCUGGAGGUUUCUCGGAACUUCUAGAUGUUUCUCUGGAAGUCUCUCAAGCUACCUACGUAUAGAAACACUGACUUUUUCCUCUGCUGUUUUCUUCUUCUUUCUGUACAUUUUUUCAAAACACAUCAUUUGAAAUGGAAUAUAAUGUGUAAUGUAAAGUUUGUAAGAGGCUUUGGUGAUGAACAGGUACGACAUUGGCAUCAGCACAACGAGUAGCACGAGCACAAAAGAACAGAAUGGCCUUUUUGUUUAAAAAGCUACAUUUAAUCUAGCAAAUCUUCAGUAACGAGUCUGUAGAUAGGACACUGGUGAUCUGUAUGAAAUUCAUUGCUACUUCUUACUGUUCCAGAAGUCCAGAUAGCUGUACGAUCGUCGUCUUUUCAUUUGAAUAUGUGGUGAAAAAACACAGCUUUUCUCCUGAACGUGAGCAGGAAGUGGCUUUGCUUCCAAGUAGCAUUUAUUUGACAGUGGUGCCCUCAGCAACAAGCCAAACAUGAAUAAACUUUUUCCUCAAAUA